Lodderomyces pseudojiufengensis is the source of this 1554-nucleotide messenger RNA. RefSeq names its product rRNA-processing protein. Gene Ontology annotation, biological process: maturation of SSU-rRNA from tricistronic rRNA transcript (SSU-rRNA, 5.8S rRNA, LSU-rRNA). The coding region runs from base 1 to 1554 and encodes 517 amino acids. NCBI's taxonomy places the organism in Eukaryota, Fungi, Ascomycota, Pichiomycetes, Serinales, Debaryomycetaceae. The record is from RefSeq and is a predicted model, not a curated record. Gene Ontology annotation, cellular component: nucleus; nucleolus. The transcript has a single exon.
AUGGGUAAAAAGACAUUAGCAGAUGAGAUAGGAGAUUUUUAUAAACCAAAAAAUGAUUAUGAUAUUGAAGAUUUUGAUAUAGGAAGAACUCAAAAGGAUUUGUUUCAGCAUGAAGAUAAAGAUGAUAUCGAUGACGAAUCUAAUGAUGAUAAUUCAGAUCAAGAAUUGAAAAAUCAACAUUAUAUUGAAACACUGAAGUCUAAAUUAAGAAAUCGUCAAAGUUUGGAUUUGGGGAAAAAAUAUACAGGUGAUGUUAUUAGUAGAGAUCAAUUAUAUGAUGAUUCCGAAGAAGAUGAUGAGGAAGAUGUUGAUGAAGAUGAAGAUGUGGAUGAGGAAGAAGAAGAAGAAGUAGAUGAAGAGGAAAAUAUUAACAAUGACUCAGAAGAGGAAGAAGAAGAUUCAAGUGAAGAGCAAGAAAGUCUAGGGUCUAAAUUAUCACAAGACUCAGAUGAGGAUGAGUCAGAGGUAGAGAACGAAAGACCAGUCAAAUCAACUUCUUCACAUCAACGGAAUCUAGUCAAACAAUUGUUAGCUAAAGAGAAGAAACACAUUGUAAACAGGUUAUCACAAUCGACUAUAAACGAUGUGCUAAAAGGUUAUGCUGUGGAACAACAGAAUAAAUCGUAUGAAAAACUAGUUGAGUUGAGAAUAAAAUUUCAAAAAUCAGUUACUAGUAUGAAUCAGUUACCAAUUAAUUCAAAAGUAUAUGAAGAAAAUAAAUCAGCUGAUAGUGAUGAAUUAUUGGAAGAAGCAAAAAUUCAGCUUAUGGAAUUCUUGAGGAAUCUACUUGUAUUAAGAUCAAAAUUAGAGGAUACUUCAAUUAAACAACCUAAGAAGAGAUCAUUUGAAACAUUUUCAGAAGUUACGGAAUCUGCAGAUUCCAACUUAAACACACAAAGAGCUGUAAUCUUGAAUAAAUGGUCAUCUAAAAUUCAAAAUUCAUCAGGAAGUUCGGCUAUAAAUAACAGCAAAUUCAAAUCUAUAAAUCAAUCAUUUGAGCAACAAGUUAGGAACAACUUAUCAGAUAUGGAUCGUUUGGUUAAAAGGACUAAAUUAAAUAGAAGACAAGUAAUACCAAUGGGUUACACCGAUGAAAUCGAUGAAAAAAAUGAUGAAUUAAAAGAUGAUGAUGAUAUACCUAUAGAGAAUCAAAUACGUAAAAAAUCCCAAGGACAAGAAAUUCCUCAUAUUUUUGAUGAUGAAGAUUUUUACAGAAUUUUAUUAAAUGAUUUUGUUGAUAAAAAAAUUCAAUCAUCAGAAUCAUCUCAUUCAACAAGUAUGAUUAAAUCAAUUCAAAAAUCUAAUAAAUUGAAAAAUAAUGUAGAUACAAAGGCUUCAAAAGGUAGGAAAUUAAGAUAUCAUGUACAAGAUCAAAUUGCAAAUUUUGAAACUUCAACAGGAGGUUGGAAAUGGAAUGAUGAUCAAAUUGAUGAAUUUUUUGCAUCACUUUUAGGUCAAAAAGUUAACAUGAAUGAAAACGAUGAUUUAGAGAAUGGUGUAGAAGAGGAUGAAGAAGAGAUAGAUGAAAGUAAUGGUAUACGACUCUUUGGAUAA